AUGGAGAUGCUGGAGCAUCUAUUCGAGGAGUUCGAGCGCUGCUUCGACGAGAUAGACACCAGCAAGCAACUUCUCUCAACAGUGUUGUGCCAGAGCAAUACGUUAUAUUUGCGCCAUGGACUGCUGCAUGACGAGAUCAAGUGCCUGCGCAAGGAUGUCGUAGACCAACUUCUGAUCUAUAAUGAGAUCAAGGAGCAAAUUGAAGAUAUAUGCAAUGCUAUCGAGGCUUUGGAGAUUCAAAAUGAGGCGCUGGAGCGUGCGGUCGCGGAGAAGUCGGAGGCCCUACAGGCGAAAACGCAAUCAUUGAAGGUGGCACGUGAGAAGUAUGACGCCACUGUUGGCGCACUGAGGGAUUCCCAGCGCCGUUGCAACAUAAAGCUGCUGGCGUUACAAGAGGCGGAAGAGGCAGGCUCCAAAGCUCAUGCAGCGUUGUUCACUAUGCUGAGAGCUUUGAGCGAUUUUAAGGAGUCGAAACAGGCUGAGAUAAGUGCCGUGCGUCGGUUAGUAGAAGAGACGACCGCUGAGUUAACAGUGUCCUUGGAGGAGCUGCGCUGCGUGGAGUGUGAGAAGCAGGAAUUGGAACGAGUAAUAAUAGAGCAAAAGUCCGAUUUCGCCGCCCGUUGCGAAGAUUUUGAGAAGUUGAGGUGUUCGGAGUCGUUGUGCCGUACCAGGUUGUCCGAGCUCUCGCGCCAGUUGAUGGAAGCACGCGAUGCCCUCAAACAGCAUUCUACUGUGCUGGCUGAUUUAGAAAGGGAGGAGUCCCUUCUGGUUGAGUUGCGUCAGACGUUGAUGGCCGAAGCCGCUGACCUGCAGCGUGCACUGCAAACGGCGUCGGACCAUUUUUACGAGCUUGAGCAGAAGCUGUCAUCGACUGACGCGGAGUGCAGCUACGUGUCUACUUGUAUAAACGAUACGUCGAAGCUGCGAAGCACGUGGGCGCACCACGUCAUGGCUCUUCGGGAGCGAACGACGCAAUGCGCCAGCCUCCUAAGCAAUAUCGCAAGCACGGCAGCGGAGAUCGAUGAACUCCAGCGCCAGCUGUCAGCUUUGGACGCUGAGAACACCGGUCUGAUGGACGAGAUCUCUACAUGGUCAAACAAGAAUAGUAUGCUGGAGCAGGAGAUCACUCGUGUGCAAUGUGCGCUUCGUUCGUUGGAGGACUCAAGGUCGUCGCUGAAAGAGGCGCUGGAGUCGGAAACGAAUCGGUCUCGCCAGUUGUGCGAAGAAGUCGACGAGUUGAACAAGGGCAUCACUCAAUCCCGCCUGCUGCUGGGCGAUUUGAAAAAGAAGUAUGCGGAGGAACAGCACGAACGUAACGCACGCUUGUCGGAGUUGCGCCAGCGCCACCUGGACGAGUACAAGGAGAAGCAGAGCGUCAAGAUUUGCGACCUAAAAUCGGCUCUGAAGAGCGAAAGGGCGUCUGUGAUUCAGAGCAAGAAAGACAACAUCGCGAAGGCGCUGGAGGAGCGUGCCGCGCAGCUCCGCAACAACGCGGCGGAGCAGGAGCGCUGCCACCAACGGAAGCUGUGUGAAGAAGCACGCAUAAUAUCGCUGCUCCAAGCGGAGUUGCGGAAUCGCGGCUGCCCUAUGUGCGCGCUGCCAGCGGCUACCACGUCUUAA
Molecule: messenger RNA, 1620 nt
Organism: Babesia bigemina
Lineage: Eukaryota; Apicomplexa; Aconoidasida; Piroplasmida; Babesiidae
Exons: 15
Coding region: 1-1620 (539 amino acids)
Source: RefSeq, a predicted model, not a curated record